Messenger RNA from Botrytis cinerea B05.10, 2610 nucleotides. RefSeq lists its product as hypothetical. The transcript is spliced from 2 exons. The record is from RefSeq and is a predicted model, not a curated record. NCBI's taxonomy places the organism in Eukaryota, Fungi, Ascomycota, Leotiomycetes, Helotiales, Sclerotiniaceae. The coding region runs from base 81 to 2351 and encodes 756 amino acids.
AGCUCGAUGUAUAAAUCGCGGUAAGACGAAACUUGCUUCGAGUAUUUCUGGAUUCUCAUUAAGGACAGAGAAAUUGCUAAAUGUAUGGUUUCCCCAUGCCCCACACUGCAUACAAACACAAGAAAGUAACUUGUUUCUGCUUUUCGACUUCAACUCCGACAAUCAACCACCUGAAACCGGGGUUUCUCGCAUCUCUGACCAUGGAAAAUGAGGCAGACCACGCUCAAGUCACCAAGACUCAGCAUGCCGAUCUUGCAAGAAAGUACAAGCUGCAUGGACCGAAAAUCGAACAGAUUUGGCGAAACUUUGAUCAGAGUCAGCGAGUGAAGGUUUUUAAAGAUGGUGUUGUAGAUGGCGGAUACUUGAAGCACUCACAAGAUCAGUCAAUAGGCGCCCCUUGGAAGAUAAUCCCCGAGAUGAAUCUACAUGACAUAACUACAGAACCUGAAUAUCUGCUUGAUCAUCUGAGACACCGAGCUACAACAUCUCUCCUGCAUCAGUACAGAGUGGGCGUUCACGAUGGACCGGGAGAUUGUAUUUUCAUCUUGGAGAGUAUGCGCGACAAGAACCUUCGCCAUACUCACGAUUUCAAAUACUGUUUCACUCGUUUUUACGACGACGAGUCCUAUGGUCAGUCAUUGAAAACAGCCACCGCUGCUGAUUAUCACGAAGUUACAACCAAACUCGCCUUUGCGAUUAAAGGAAAAGCUGUUGUUUCUCAAGAGGUUGGCGAAUUCGUUCUCACCAGACAGCUGCAUACCCUAAUGCACCUGAAUGUAUUAGUUACGGACAUUCUGGAUGUCGGAUCUACUACCAAAUCUACAGAAACACGGCCAAAAAAGUCAAAUGAGGCAGUUAUAUCUGCUCUUUCAAACCUUUCCAUCGUUCACUGUCGGGAGAAGCUUUCGCUAGACGACAUGAUUAACAAUUCACUCGCCCAAAAAACCGCCGUGGGCGAUUAUCUGGUUCUGUGUUGCUCUGAAUCAGUUAUUCUUCAACACAUGGUCAAUGUCUGGUACUUCAGUCGACCGGAACUUAUACCUGAUGAGAAGGGACGAAUCCUCCCCUGGCUGGCCGAUAAAUACAUCAAUACGUCGAUCUUCGAAUUGAUACACAAUAUGGCUACUGGAGCCGCAACCUGGGAUUACAUGCAUCGCCUUCUUCAACUUCUAGCAGAGAAGCCUGACGAUAAAAUUGCCAGUACAAUUUUGCUUCAGGAAGCAUCAAACGUAGCUCAUCUUGAGUUCUAUAGGUUACAGAAAGUUUUAAAACGAUAUGCAGCCUUGGGAAUAGGUACAAAGUACUUCAAACGCAUCUCAGGAAAGUACGAUGAUGGAUUUGCACGAGUAUCACUCAAGCAAGAUCCAGAGCUUCUAACAAGAGAGAACCCACAACUUUCUUACAUACUCCGUCUCUGCUCCCCUGGAAUUGACGUCACCAACGCACAUCCUUGGAUCAAGAAAUUAGAUGAUCUUUAUCGUCUUCAUCCCAUCCAGCGAUCUGAAUUGCACGAUGAUGUUUUGGACGCUUUUGGUGACCUGGUGGUUAUCGUCAGUUUUGUUGAAAAUCUUUCUGCGGCCGUUACUCUGCCACCAAAAAAUGCUAGAAGAGGACAGAUAUAUGCAUCAAGACUCAAGAAGUUGUUGGGCGAGCUUGAACCAUUAAAGCAUCAGCUUGAUCUUUCGAAAUUCGCAGUACCCAUGGAAAACCUUCUUGAACCAGGAAUGACCGAAGGCGCUAUUGAUGCUCUAGAUCAAUUUACAGCGGAACAUAUGGGCACAAGAACGGGAUUUCUAUACCAGGAUCUUGUUGACAAUUGUGUUUCUCAGAUUCAAACUCACUAUGAACAACAAAAAAAUAGAGUGGCACAGAUUGGGAAAAAGCCUCCUAAAACUUUUGAAGAUCCCACUUACGAGAAUGUGGUACCAGGUGUCCUCAUUCAGCAACGAAGACAAAAGGACAAGACGCGACCCACAGAUGUCUCUCCAUAUAACAUUACCCAAGAAAAUACUGAAUUUACACAAGCAGAAACCAUGGAGUUGUCUCGGGUAUUCAAAGUCAACAAAAACACGGCGCAGGUCUUCUCCACCAUGUUCGCCAAGUCUGAAGCUCGUGGUUCAAUUAGCUGGAUUUCGUUCGAAACUGCAAUGGUCGAUUUAGGGUUCUCUGUCAUUCCAAAAUUCGGAUCAGUAUACACUUUCUAUCCAGUAACGAAGGAUGUAGGUCGUGAAAAGUGCAUCACGUUUCACCGACCCCACAAGUCUGAGAUUGAAGGAUGGAAGUUGGUCAUGUUUGCUAGUCGAUUGAAGAGGGUUUAUGGAUGGAAUGAACAAUCUUUCGAGGUUAUUUGAUGUGAACGUAAGGUUCUUUACAGCGGCUUAACGUGGAAGUGGGCAAUAUUCAGACGGUAUUGUUAGGGGCAAGUUUCAAGGAAUGAUUUUGUUUCUAUCAAUGGAGAUAAGCCACUUUAAAGUAUGUAGUGCCAAACUGAUGUAAUCGCUAUUGCCAACUCUUCCAUAUAUCUCAAAUAUUAGGCAACUGUGAAGUAAUGAGAGUGAGAGCGAUGAAUGUAAGAGAGAGAAUUACUAGGCACCUCCAGCUAGGUAGGCA